AUGCUGGUCCUAACGAUCUGUGCCUUCCGCAAGGCGGGCAUGGGGGAAGAUGAAUUUCACCACUACAUGAGCGAGAUUCACGCCCCCUUGAUCCGGGACCUGUUGGUCAAACACGGUAUCACUCGCUACUCAAUGACCCAUAACACGACACAUACGCGCUCGUUGGUGCCUCAGAUCCAAGAUUCUCAGUUUGCUAACAACAACGCCUAUGACAUGGUCACUCAAAUCCGGUUUCCAGAGAUUGACAAUUUCGUGAGCUUCCGAAACGACCCUUUCUAUGUGGAGAAGAUCAUGCCGGACCACGAUCGCUUCACCGAUCCGGACAGAGUAUUGUAA
This is a messenger RNA of Capronia coronata CBS 617.96, 336 nucleotides long. RefSeq lists its product as uncharacterized. Bases 1 to 336 code for a protein of 111 amino acids. The transcript is spliced from 2 exons. NCBI's taxonomy places the organism in Eukaryota, Fungi, Ascomycota, Eurotiomycetes, Chaetothyriales, Herpotrichiellaceae. Gene Ontology annotation, molecular function: oxidoreductase activity. The record is from RefSeq and is a predicted model, not a curated record.